Perkinsus marinus ATCC 50983 is the source of this 2022-nucleotide messenger RNA. RefSeq lists its product as hypothetical. Gene Ontology annotation, molecular function: nucleic acid binding; zinc ion binding. The transcript is spliced from 4 exons. The record is from RefSeq and is a predicted model, not a curated record. Bases 1 to 2022 code for a protein of 673 amino acids. Lineage: Eukaryota; Perkinsozoa; Perkinsida; Perkinsidae.
AUGGCUACACAACAUUCGGCAUCAUUCGGUUUGCGAUUGCCCAACAUUGUCCUCCCGGUCUUCCACUCUACGGACGACUUGGAUGACUUUCUUACUCAACUACGAUCGUUGCUGGAAACAACAGGCACUCCUCCCAAGCAUUGGAUUGCACUCCUCAAACAGCAAGUGAUUAGUGAUCGCCGGUCUUUUGAUUUGGUACGCCUUGCUGAAGCUCAGUACCGUUCAGACCUGCUUGCUGCUGAGGACGAUAAGCAGUUCUUGACCUACUAUAUCAAGGUUCAAGAUUAUCUUGCUUCGAAAAGGGGCAAACCUAAGGAGGAGAAGGCCCUUGAGUUGUUGACUCGUUUCAACGGCAUGGCCCAGAAGGAAUCUGAGACGGUAGAAGAAUUCUCAGUCCGUUUUCUUGAUCUGCACCAUGACCUGCAGAAGCUUAUCCCUGGUAUCUUCAUAGUGACAUCUGAGGUUGAUGGAGUGAAGAAGUCUGACGACAUUCAGCUCCAGUUACAGUUCACUGUGAAGCUCCGUGAAGAUAUAAAAAAGGAGCUGAUUGCCCGCCAAGCCCGCUACAAUUCGAUCCAGCUAUUGAUCGAAGCAGCACGCCGAUACGAGCAUUUUCACCCACCUCAAAAAGGAACUCCCUCUGAUGUUGUGUCGGAACAAGUCCCAAAUACGGUGUGGUGUUCGGCUGUGCAAUGUUAUAACUGUGGUGAGUAUGGUCACUUCGCUCGAGAUUGUAUGAAUAACCCACAAGCAUCCCACAGGACGGCUGGGGUGAAUAUGCCGGCUUUAACGCCCAGGUGGCCGUUAGGGAAAGGCAAGGGUUAUCAGUCUGGAGUUCAGUUGACACCUGCGAGUGGCCUUAGUGGCUCGCAGAACUUCAACGGCUCUAGACCUACACCACAGUUCGGGAACCGAGCAGCGUCCACACAAACAAUCUCCCCCGGCGUGAGCGAGAUCAAAGCAUGUUUCGUUCAUAAUGCAUUGAAGUUACCUCAACAUCCUUGGCUUGUUGGAGCCAACUCCGAGACUGAUGUAUUCUCACUCGUUGAGGGCCCCACAGAUCGCAAUGCUCUACCUACAACUUCGUCGACACCAUUUACUGUAUUUGUUGCUAAUGCCUCAUCCUCCACGGUGAGUGUCUCGCCUUUGGAGCCUCUAGGUCGUGUGAUUAAUCGUGAUCCUGAAGAACUUGCAGGCGUUUUUAAGCAUGAAUUGAACGAGGAGAGACGGCUUCUGAACGAAGCUCGUGAACGUGCCUUCGAAAAUGAUGCCAACCGUGAUCUACCGCCUUUGGGUGAUGAGACUGUUGACAAGAAACUGCCUAGGUCUGAUGAAGUAUAUGCCGAAGAAAAGAAGGACUUGGAAACGGUUAUCACCAAAUGGUGUCGAGUCUUUCAUCUACCAGGAGAGAAGUUCGAGGAGAUUCGAGGGUAUAAACAUCAUAUCAACACCGGUGACCAUGAGCCGCUAUACUGCACACCCUAUCCCCUCCCGGAAAGCCAAGAACGCUUCGUCAAGAAUGACGUUACCGAUCUUGAAGUUGAUGCGAGCGAGGCGAUCGAGAUGGUUGAGUCGAUGAAAACUGCGCACGCCUGUGUUCGCCUAGCCCUCAUAGAUAGUCGGCUGAGAGCCAAAGAACGAUACGAUCAAGAUCGAACUGCGCCAGAUUAUGCCGCGGGUGCCUAUGUUGGAGUGAGGACCUCUCCCCGUGCGAGCAAACUAUCCCUUCGUUGGCGUGGACCGUACGCGAUAGACAGUAUAAGUGGCAAUACGGUGCUGUUAAAAGCUCUACCUAGCGGACCGCCAGUUCCGACCCCUACUCGUAUUAAUGUGGAUAAGUUGGUACACCGCGAUUACCCGGCAUCCUUUCAUCGAGAUGUGAGCGGUGAGUCUCCUUCAUCCGUCAUUGAGAACCUCGACGAGCCGUGUGGUCGCUCCCAUUCUGAGAUUGGAUCCACCUCUCGUCAAUCCGUAUCACCGGAUCUCAGACGCCCAGCCUCUAUUGAUGAGAAGCUUCCAUAA